AUGGGUGAGCCCAAGACAGUGUUCCCACUGAAGGCUUCCAAGAUGGAAGGCUUAGGUGUGGGUCUGGGAUUUUCCCUCAUCAGUUUGGGAAGUUUAUUAUUGGUCAGGAUGCUUUUCCCCGGCAUUUCCUGUGCCCCAGGACCAAUGGACUACACUUAUGAAAUAGUCAUCCCUAGGAAGAUAGCAGUCAAGGGAAGGGAGGACCCAGAAAGAAAAGUAGCCUACCUGCUACCCGUGAGGGGCGAGAACUUUGUGAUCCACCUGAAGCUGAAAAGAGGGGUUUUUGUCAAGAACUUCCCUGUCUACACCUACUCCAAAGGCGUCCCCAACGUAGACAUUGCUAUUGUCCCGGACGACUGCCACUAUGAUGGAUCCGUGGAAGGGGAGCCGGGGUCUCUCGCGUCCAUCAGCACUUGUUGGGGCCUCAGGGGCAUAACGAUCUUCCAGAAAUCAGUUUAUGGCGUUGAACCCAUUGAAACAUCAAGACAUUUUGAACCCGUCCUGUACCACAGGGAGGGGCGGCUCCAAAGCUGCUGCAGAGGGACGGCAGAGGAAGGCCCGAGAGCCCGAAGCCGGGGGCAGAAAGAGAGAGCGGAAGACAGAGAGACGGUGGGAACCGAGGCCCUCGGCUACAUCUGGUCCCACACCAAGUACCUGGAGCUGUUUCUGGUGGUCGACAACAGGUGCUUCCUAAUGUGGAACAGCAACGUGACCACGGCGGUCCGCACGGUGAUGGACGCCCUCGCCCACGUUAACACCUACAGCCGGGCACUCCGGGUCAGGGUGGUCCUGGUCGGCCUGGAGAUCUGGACGGAGAGGGACCGGGUGAGGGUGUCUGGGGACCUGGGGGAAGUCCUGCGGGCCUUCAACCGCUGGCGGGAAGGGGAGCUGGCCGGGCGGGCGAGGCACGACGCGGCCCACCUCGUCGUGGGCUCCGAUCCGGGGGAGCGCGCGGGGGCAGCAUUUCUCGGCGGGGCCUGCGUGCCCGGGCGCGCGGCAGGAGUCGAGGCUUUCUCGCACGAAGAUCCCGCCGCCUUCGCGGCGCUGCUGGCCCACGAGCUGGGCCACAACCUGGGCAUGAGGCACGACCACGCGGCCUGCCUCUGCCCGGACCGGCCCUCCUGCCUCAUGGGGGACCCGGUGAGCCUGCAGGGCAGUUUCAGCAACUGCAGCUUGGGGGAUCUCUACGCCUUUGUGCGCCCCCCGCACGGCUCCUGCCUCUACGACAAGCCCGCGGCCCGGCCGGUGCCCAGGAAGCCCAGGUGCGGGGACGGCGUGGUGGACGCAGGGGAGGAGUGUGACUGCGGCGAUCCCGGCGCCUGCCCGGAGGAGGCCUGCUGCCUGCCCUCGUGCCAGAGGCGGCCGGGCUCCGCCUGCGCCUCCGGGCCCUGCUGCAGCGAGUGCAGGCUGCUGGAGGCCGCCACGCCCUGCCGCCCCAGCGUGGACGAGUGUGACCUCCCCGAGUACUGCGACGGCGCGUCCCCGCGCUGCCCGCCCGACAGCUACAAGCAAGACGGCGCCCCCUGCCGGGCCGAGGGCCGCUGCUACCGCGGCCGCUGCCAGAGCCUGCGCAGCCAGUGCGAGGCGCUGUUCGGGGCGGGCUCCCGAGCGGCCCCGCCCAGCUGCUACCGCCACCUGAACACGCGGGGGGACCGCUUCGGGAACUGCGGCCGCGGCCAGCCCGGCUUACUUCAGGCCUUCGUGGGCUGCGAGCCCCAGCACGUCCUGUGCGGGAAGCUGCUGUGUGAGCACGUGCGCAGGCUGCCCCGGAUGCGGAAGCACCACACCCUGAUCCAGGUGCCCCUGGGGGACGCUUGGUGCUGGGCGGCAGACCUCUUCGAGGAGGCGGCUGAGCCCGAGGGAGGGGCCGUGCAGGCGGGCACCUGGUGCGGCCCCCGCCAGGUCUGUGUGAACCACACGUGCUCCGACGUGGGGGGGCCGCGGGCCGAGUGCGAGCCCGAGACCACGUGUCACGGCCGAGGGGUCUGCAACAACCUGCAGCAUUGCCACUGUGACGCCGGCUACGCUCCUCCCGCGUGCGAGGCCGAGGGCCCGGGGGGCAGCGUGGACAGCGGGCCCCCUCCAGAGAUCAGGACUUUCCUGGAUGUCAGAGUGCCUUAUGUGGACAUCAGAACCUUUCCUUUUGAGAGCAGUGUCCGUUUUCUGGAGGAAACGGCCUUAUCUGCUCAAGAACACCCUUUUGCAACUUCUCUAGCGCCCCCUACCCCUGAAGAUUCCUCUACUUCUAACUUUACCCCUCUCUCUUACCCAGACAUCACCUGUCCUCCCAUGCUUACCAUGUAUGAAGAAGAAAACACAGGAAACACUUUCUUUGUCUGGAUUUUGAUUUCCAUCAUCUUCUUAGCCAUCCUGUUGACUUUGGUUUCCUUAUAUUUAUUCUAUAAGACUAAAUCCAGGCACUCAGCAAAAGAGUCCUUAAAUGGGUUAGAGAAAGAGGAAGACACAAAAUGA
Antechinus flavipes (yellow-footed antechinus) is the source of this 2472-nucleotide messenger RNA. Its product is annotated as disintegrin and metalloproteinase domain-containing protein 1a-like. Gene Ontology annotation, molecular function: metalloendopeptidase activity. NCBI's taxonomy places the organism in Eukaryota, Metazoa, Chordata, Mammalia, Dasyuromorphia, Dasyuridae. The record is from RefSeq and is a predicted model, not a curated record. The transcript has a single exon. The coding region runs from base 1 to 2472 and encodes 823 amino acids. Gene Ontology annotation, cellular component: plasma membrane; external side of plasma membrane; sperm head plasma membrane. Gene Ontology annotation, biological process: male gonad development; proteolysis; binding of sperm to zona pellucida.